Molecule: messenger RNA, 3878 nt
Organism: Zingiber officinale
Lineage: Eukaryota; Viridiplantae; Streptophyta; Magnoliopsida; Zingiberales; Zingiberaceae
Product: putative disease resistance protein RGA4
Exons: 3
Coding region: 13-3468 (1151 amino acids)
Biological process (GO): defense response to other organism
Molecular function (GO): protein binding; ADP binding
Source: RefSeq, a predicted model, not a curated record
CGUCGGCCGCCAAUGAUUGCUUCUCCUUUCCUCUCAAUCUUGUGCUUGUGCUUUUGCUAUUGCUUCUCCUUUCCCCUCCUCCCCUCUUCCUCCAACGUUAGCUGCAGCCACAUCCACAGCAAACAAACAACUCGCCCAUCGUUCCAACUCGCAGGCAUAGCUAUGGAACCUUUGGCGAUUUCUGCGGCUGGCUUCCUCGGCCAGAGGCUGGUUUCUCUCCUCCAACUCGACAAAAAACUCAAAGAUUUAGUUGAUAUUGAAAGAAAGAUGGAGAAGCUCAAGGAGUUGCCAACAAUUAUCGACACCGUGAUCCAAUAUGUGGAGGCCUGCUCUGUGAGGGAUGCCGCUGUGAAGAAGUUGCUAAGGAACCUCAAACACUUGGCCUACGAUCUGGAGGAUGUUGUGGAUUACUACGACACAAAAGCAUUGCGGAAGCAAAGAUCAAGAGCAUAUUCCAGGCCGGUGCGCGAUUUCUUCUCUUUUAAUAAUAAUCAACUUGUAUUUAAGAGCAGGAUAAGUGGCAUGAUAAAAGCAGUAACGGAGAAUCUAGAUUCUAUUUUGCUUGACAAGGCCAUCCUUGAAAAUUUGCCACAAGGUACUAAUCGGAUCUCACAAAGUGCCUACAGAGAGUUCCAUUCGCACAAUAGCCUGGCUGUUAUAGGGAGAGAAACAGAGAAAGAGAUGAUUAUCAACAUGCUAACAGAUGAAGAAGGAAGCAGCAAUAGUACGACAAUGAAGGUCAUCGCCAUCGUUGGGAUGGGUGGCCUGGGAAAGACUACACUUGCUCGUCAUGUUUUCAAUGAUGAGAGGGUCAAAGCUCAUUUUGGAAAGCUUAACACGUACUGGAAAGUUGUUGGAGCAGAAUUUGAUCCUACCAAGAUAAUGAAAUCUAUUUUAGAACUGGCUACUGGUGCACCGGUCAGCAUCUCAGAACCAGAGUUAGUGAAGAGGGAACUAGAAAAGGCCUUAUCAGAGAAGAGAUUUCUGCUCGUGUUGGAUGAUGUAUGGAAUGAAGAUAAAUCACAGUGGACGGCACUGGAAGCAGUCUUAACAUGUGGGGCAAGAGGAAGUAAAGUUUUAGUGACUACCCGUAGUCCAAAGGUCUCUUCGAUCAUGGGCUCAUUCAACACCCACCAAAUACAGCAGUUGCCCCGGGAUGAUUGUUUGUCCUUGUUUCAACAAUUUGCUUUUGGAGACGAAGAACCAAAUGAGAAUUUGAUGGAAAUCGGUGGAAAGAUUGUUGAGAAAUGUGGUGGUGUGCCCUUGGCUGCCAAAUCUCUUGGCAGCUUGCUCCAUAGCACUCGAGACGAAACUUAUUGGUCCUCGGUAUUGAACAGUGAAGUAUGGCAGCUCGGUGAUGAGGGCGAGAAAUUCUUAGCUGUGCUCAAGUUGAGCUACGACGCUCUCCCUCUGCGGUCAAAGAAGUGCUUUGCAUUUGGCUCCCUAUUCCCAAAGAAUUACGUGAUGAAAAAGGAUGAGUUGAUUCAGCUGUGGACAGCAAAUAGUUUCGUAUGUUCAGAAGGGAAUUUUAAUGCUGAAACAGAUGGCAACCGCAUCUUUGAUGAUCUAGUACUGAGGUCAUUCUUUCUCUUGGCACCUUCCGAGAAGUGCGAUGAUGAUGGUCGUCAUGUAACCGAGUGCACAAUGCAUGAUUUAAUGCAUGACCUAGCACGAUCAAUAUCUGAAGAUGAAUUUUACAAUGACGUCGAUGAUGGGAAAAAGGAUAUUCAAAAGAGAACAUACCAUAUAUGGCUAAAAUAUGAAGAAAUUUCAAACACUUCUUUAUUCAAGAUGCCGUUGUACUUGCGCACCUUAUCAUUGAGAUCUUGUCUUUCAUUUAAGAAGGCCCAUCUGUUUCAGUUUGUCUUCUCAAAGUUGAAAUUAUUGCGGGUGUUAGAUUUAAGUAACAAUGACAUCAAAGAGGUGCCAACAUCAAUUGGAAAUUUGAUACAUUUGAGGUACCUCAACUUGUUUAUGAAUGAGAUUAAAGUUCUACCUGACGCCAUUACUCUUCUCCAGAAUUUGCGAUAUCUCAAUCUCAUUGAGAAUCCCCUUCAACAGUUGCCAAAAAAAUUAAGGAAUAUGCAAAGUCUUGGGUAUCUUCAUUGUGAUUGUUUUGAUUUGACUCACAUGCCCCUUGGGUUGUCACGACUGACUAGUCUUCGAAGUUUAUCAUGCUUUGUUAGUGAUGAUAAUAGAACUGGCUCAUGUUCAAUUACAGAACUUGAGGAUUUGAAGCUUCAUGGAAACAUGAGAAUCCAAUUUUCCAAGAAUUCCAGUAAUUAUUCUUGUGGUGGAAGAAAAAUUUUAAAGAAUAAAAAUUUUAAUGAAUUAUCCUUAUCCUUUAAUUUUUCGGAAACUAAUGACAUGAGUAUGCUGGAUGAUCUUUGCCCCAACAUGAAUUUAAAGAAGUUGGAGAUAUGCAAUUACGGGAGCCGACAAUUUCCAACAUGGUUGAUGGAGCUACAGUUUCCAAAUUUGGUUGAAGUUAUUCUCAAUUACAGUUAUAAUUGUGAGCAUGUUCCUCCUUUUGGAAAUCUCCAAUCUCUUAGAAAGCUUGCCAUAAACAGCAUGGGUGAAGUGAAACGCAUGGGUGCCGAAUUCCAUGGGCACGGACCAAUUAGAGGCUUUCCUUCCCUCCAAGAAUUGCAGUUAGAAUGGAUGCUUAAUUUAGAGGAAUGGUCAGAGUCUGAUGAUGCCGAAAAGUUGUUCCCUUUGCUGAAGACCCUGAAGAUUCUCAAUUGCCCAAAACUGAAAACCAUGCCAAGGUUUCCAACAAUUGAAUUUCUUAAUCUCGAUAACUGCAGUGAGAGCCUAGUCUCAUGUGUCAGAAGAAUGACUUCUCUUUCUCAUCUCAUACUGGAGGGCAUGAAGGGCAUGACAUCUCUUCCAAGUGGCUGCUUAAGAAAUCUCACAUCGUUGAUGAGAUUGGAAAUUCUAAGCUGCAAUGAACUCCAAUUUCUUCCUAGGGAAGAAAUGCAGCUCCUAACAAUGCUUCACUCAUUGUCCAUCGAGAAAUGUAACAAUUUGACAUCCUUCCCGUUAGAAAUGGGACGUCUUGGUGCUCUUCGAUAUCUCUGUUUCAAAAAUCCUGACAACAACACACUAGCUCCUAACAAUGGUUCGCUCAUUGUACAAAUCCUGAAUUCAGUGCAUGAGUUCGACAUUCAGAUUUGUGGCAAGAAUGUGAAUUUACUUGGGCAACUACAACACUUACAUACGCUCCGAGAAUUGAGGAUAAGUGGUUCACAUGAUAGUACUGAUGAAGGUGUGAUACUGGAAUACAUUAGGGCAAGCUUACGAAUUUGCUGUUGUGAUGAAUUGGAAUCCUUGAUGACAACAGCACCAUCGACCAGUGUGCUAGAAGUUCUAUACAUAUAUGAUACGCCCAACCUCACGAUCUUACCUGAAUGGCUACAGUAUCUCAGAUCACUCGUACGCUAUCGAUCCACAACUGCAUCCAAUUAGGAUCGCUUCCAAGGGGUCUACAAGACCUCAGUUUGCUGAAAUAUUUGUUCAUUGAAGAGUGUUGCCUACAACUGACAAGAAGAUGCAAAAGGGAGACAGGCGAAGAUUGGCCGAACAUUUCACAUGUGCCACAUAUUGAUAUUUCUACAAGAGUCGAAGCUCAAUGUUGUGGUCCGUUUGAUAGGUUCUUCAAAAUCAAUCCCACAAGAUGGAGAGAGAUAUAAUUGCAACUGACAGCGAGGAAGCAGAGCAAUUCGUUCUACGCGCUAGCUCUUGGACCGGUUGUCUGGUGUUUUGUUAAAUACUUCUUUUAAAUCUACUUUGUGCAUAAUUAGAAUUAGAAUUGUUGAAAACAAAAGAUCUGUGAUUCGCUGUGGAAUUAUUUUAAAAAUAAAAUCAUUUUUGAAUUA